AUGCUUGAAGUACUUCUCACGGUGAUUCCGUCGCUUUGUUGGAUGGUCUUUCGCUGUUACCAGCUUCUUCAUACACCUGCUGAACGUCUAGCACGCCAGUUGAACGUGGAUAUUCCGCAUACCCCUAGCGUAUGUGUGGACCAAUUAUCUGCCACACAACUUGUGUUGCACUGGGACAUCGAGAUUCUCGCCGACGAGAACAUCUUCUAUGUGGUCUUGGUCAAUGGAAAAGAUGCUGGUACUUUGGCGCAAACGUCGGUCAAACUUUGCAACUUGGAGCCUGACUCACUCUACCGUAUUCAGAUCUUGGCUGUCAACGCGAUCAGCAACUUUCGUUCCCAGUCUCCGGCUGUUUACGUCCAUACUCUUGCCAGACUGGAGUCUCGGAAAGAUUCUCAAAGUUUGCCGUUCUCGGUAGCCAGAGAGGUUGAACUUCCCAGCUCUUUCCAUGAGAGUCCAUCCACCAACUACUCGCUUGACUUGUCUGCCUCAGAUGUGGUCAACGUCAAGGAUCGUGCUGUUUUGGCCGAGUACCUUUAUGUUUUCCAGAAUGAACUUUCUCGAGUAACUGCAGACAUCGACGCUCUCUUUGACCAUCAACGGCAGGAAGAGAUUCGCUUGAAGAAUGAGCUUGAUGCAUUCAAAAAGGAACUAGAGGAGGGUUCGGAUGUGCGGGCCAAGAAGGACUUGGAUGUGAAGGAUUUGGAAAAGAAAAAGGAUCUGCUCACGUUCGAGAAACUGAAGCUUGCAAAGCAACUUCGCAACUACGAAACAGCACGUAAUAUACAUGUCAGCAAGCUUGCUGAUCUCCGGGCGAAAGUGGCCAAGCUCAGAGAGAAACGCCAGCAUGUGGUGAACACGUCAAAUGCAGAGAAAUCAAAGGUGGACACAAAGAUGGAUGAGAUUUUCGAUGAAAUCUCCACCAAUAAGGAGACCAUUGCAUCGCUAGAGCAGCGGGUCAAGGAACUCAACGUUGAAAGAAAAGAUAUUGCUCAUUUGGUUCUGUCACUCCGGCCAUUGGUAGAACAGUUUAUAACUCCGCCAACGAUUCCUGUUGCUUCCGAUGGUUCUGAAGCCCCUAGUGCUUCCGCGGAGAUCUUCACUCGAGAGAAUACUUUGACAAAAUUGGGAGCAGAAGUGUUGGGCAAGAUCUACGCCUACGAACCAGACUGGAAGUUGGAUGUCGAGCGAGAGCUCGAUGCUAUAGAAGCAUUGGAGAAUUCUUGGAAGAGCACCUUCCGUGCGGCUAUUCGCAAGUUUUUGGGAGUGCAACAUUCUGUGGAAGCAUUUAGAGCCAGCCAAGACAAAGCAUACGAACCUCAAAAAAUGACAGAGUAUCAGGCCAGUGUGGAGUUUGGUGGCUUUGGAAAUGCAAUAGGAAAACCACCAAUCAGAAAAAAGGGCUAUGUGUUUGUCGAUGAGGGCUCUGCCUCGCCUUCUCCGUCUCCUGAAGCCAACGAUACUUGGAACAAGAGUUACAGCCAGUUUUAUGAUGAUUCGGGAGAAUUGAGUCCACCACCUGCACCAGCAGCGAACGCGUUGAGCGCUGCAAUGAAUUCAGCAGCUUUGAACUCUGUCAAUUCGGUGAACUCUGGUAGUAUCUCAAACUCUACCGUGGCUAACGACUUCGGCAGAGAAAUUUACCAGCCAAUGCAUCACCAGUAUACGGAGAGUACGGGUGCCAUUUAUGGUGAUACCCAAGAGCCUGUGAACUUCUCUGAGUCGCAAUUCCAAAAUCAACUACCAGCAAAUCAGUUUGUGGGAUCCUAUGGUGGCAACUUCGCGGAUAAGAAUUAUGGUGAUACUUAUGGAGAUGCCAAUUUCAAUAACUUCAGGUAUCCAGAAACCAACUACGAAAAGAGCUACGAGCACUACCAAGAGCAACCCAAUGCAUAUGACCAGGCUAAUGCAUUUGAGCGGGCCAAUGCAUUUGAGCAGACCAAUGCCUAUGAACAGACUACGGCUUAUGAGCAGCAGUUCGAAAACUCAUAUGACAAUGCGUACGUUGAUCCGCCAUAUACAGAAAAUGCUUACGAAAAUGCAGCCUACGAAAACUCAAGCUUACAUGGAACUGCGCUUGGAGAUGGUACAUACUCCUUGUUGGCGCAACCCAUGGCCAAUUCGGGAUCAUCAGGUAAUUAUCUCCACAACGACUUGGACCGAGGCAUUCAGCUGUCGAUCCCUCAAUCAUCCAUGCAACAAUAUGCGCAGAACAUUCGUCAAAGCUUUCCCUACGAUGAUAUGUAUGGAAUGCGGUCUCCUACUCCCGAGAGCUACAGACAGUCAGUGCAACCAAAUCUCUGGAACAAUACAAGCCAGAGUAACUUUUUGGAUUCCAGGCGCACAUUUCUGGGACUCUCCCUUCUGCCAGCUUCGGUGAAUAUGGAGCUUCAUUCAUUGCACGGACAGAAUACAAUGGGCGCAAACAUGGGAUCCAAUGUGGGAAAUAACAUGGGAGCGACUAUUGGCUCAACAAUGGGAACUAAUAUGGGGGCCAACAUCGGACCCAAUAUAGGGUCUAAUAUUGGCACCACUAUUGGCAAUCAAACCGCAUCAAGCCAGCUCAUUCAGCCACAAAUUCAAGUGCCGCAAGUAAAUCACGACAAUUUAUUUAACAGUCUUUUACUUUCAUCUAACUCGUCGCAGAUUCCUUCGUCGAGCAUUUGGCUGGACAGACCUAUGAGCACCUCUUACAGCCACAAUCGCGCAGUUUCUAGCACUAGCCAACUUUGGCGGACAGAUCCUGCAAGAGCAGAAGGCUCGCCUAGUUUGGGGCUCCGGUCUGACUUUCUGCCGUUCUCUCCUAAAAAGGAAAAGGAUGAUCGUAUCAACACUAGCAACUGA
Sungouiella intermedia is the source of this 2844-nucleotide messenger RNA. The record is from the annotation of a GenBank genome assembly. NCBI's taxonomy places the organism in Eukaryota, Fungi, Ascomycota, Pichiomycetes, Serinales, Metschnikowiaceae.